Messenger RNA from Eutrema salsugineum, 2269 nucleotides. Its product is annotated as cyclic nucleotide-gated ion channel 11. The record is from RefSeq and is a predicted model, not a curated record. Gene Ontology annotation, cellular component: membrane. Gene Ontology annotation, biological process: monoatomic ion transport; transmembrane transport. Lineage: Eukaryota; Viridiplantae; Streptophyta; Magnoliopsida; Brassicales; Brassicaceae. Gene Ontology annotation, molecular function: monoatomic ion channel activity. The transcript is spliced from 8 exons. The coding region runs from base 115 to 2148 and encodes 677 amino acids.
AUGGAGACUUCAUUUUUCUAGUACGUUUAUCUCUUUGGAUAUAGCAGUUUGAGACUUUGAGCAGAGGAAGAAGAAACUAUAUACAUACAUACAUGAAUUACCAGAGGAGUAAAUAUGCGAGUGAUAUCUUGUUGGUACAGGUUUGAUACUAGGAAUCUGGAGAGAUCUUCAACCUUUCUAUCUGUAAAUGGGAAUUUUAAGAAUGUUACACGGCGCAUAAAAAAUGUUUACGGGAAGAUAAAAACCCUUGAAUGCUGGAGGAAGACUGUGUUGUUUGUUUGUGUUGUUGCUUUGGCUAUUGAUCCUCUGUUUUUCUUUAUCCCUGUGGUUGAUUCUCAUAGAUUCUGCUUUACUAUGGACAAAAGGCUUGGAGCAGCAGUUUGUGUUUUGCGUACCUUUAUUGACACAUUAUAUGUGAUUCACAUCAUUUUUCAUUGUAUAACCGUGGUCAUUGCUCCUCGUUCUCAAACCUCUUUGAGAGGCGAGAUUGUGGUGCACUCUAAGGCUAAAAGGAAAAGACGUAACUUGUCUUACUUCAUUAUUGACAUUCUUUCUAUUCUCCCCAUUCCUCAGAUGGUGGUUCUCGGUCUCAUUCCAAGAAAGAAACAAACCACCUCACUGGUGACGAAGGAGACACUGAAAUGGGUCAUGUCCUGUCAAUAUAUACCGAGAAGCAUCCGUAUCUAUCCAAUAUUCUCAGAAUUGACAAGAGCUUCUGGUACAGUAGCCGAAACGAAGUGGGUUGGAGCUACUUUAAACCUUUUCCUCUACAUGCUUCCGAGUCAUGGGAUCGGGGCUUUCUGGUACUUGAGUGCGAUUGAAAAAAAAGAUAGCUGCUGGCGACAGGCGUGUUCAGAGAAACCUGGAUGUAAUCUCAAGAAUCUCUACUGUGCAAGAGGUGGCACAGACAACAGUCGUUUCCUGAACACUUCAUGCCCAUUAAUUGACCCUGACCAAAUCACAAACUCUACAGUCUUCAACUUUGGUAUGUACACUGAUGCAAUGAAGUCUCGUGUGGUAGAGUCAAGGGAUUUUCCAAAAAAGUUCUUCUACUGCUUUUGGUGGGGUCUCCGAAACAUAAGUGCUUUGGGCCAAAACCUGGUUAUAAGCAACUCUGUAAGGGAGAUUAUUUUUGCUAUCAUCAUCUGUGUCUCUGGUUUACUCUUGUUUGCUGUGCUCAUUGGAAACAUUCAGAAGUACUUGCAAUCAACUACUAUUAGAGUAGAUGAAAUGGAGGAGAAAAAGAGAGAUAUAGAAAAAUGGAUGUCCAAUCGAAUGCUACCAGAGUAUCUGAAAGAACGCAUUAGGAGAUACGAGGAUUACAAAUGGCGAGAAACUAGAGGCACCCAAGAGGAAGCUCUUCUUCGCAGCCUUCCAAAACAUCUUAGAAUGGACAUUAAACGCCAUCUUUGUCUACACUUGUUCAAAAGGGUACCUUUGUUUGAAUUUAUGGAUGAUCGGGUACUAGACGCACUAUGUGCUCGUUCGAAAACGGUUUCUUACACAGAGAACACUUACAUUGUGCGCCAAGGUGAACCUGUCGAGGAUAUGUUGUUUGUAACGAGAGGAAAGCUGAAAAGCACAACCACUUAUGGUGGCAAAAAUGGAUUCUCUAAUUCUUUUCGCUUAGGGGCUGGUGAUUUCUGUGGAGAAACUCUAUUUAAUUGGGCUCUAGAUCCUAACGCCUCUCACUUCCCUAUCUCUAGUAGAACCGUUCAAGCUCUGACAGAAGUCGAAGGCUUUCUUCUCUCAGCUGACGAUCUCAAGUUUGUCUCUACUGAAUACCGUCUCCUCCAUAGCAAGAAACUACGGCACAUGGUCAGGUUUUAUUCAGUGCAAUGGCGAACAUGGGCAGCAUGUUUUAUACAAGCAGCAUGGAAGAGACAUUGUAGAAGGAAGCUCUCGAGGGCUUUACGUGAAGAAGAAGGCAAACUACAUAACGCUCUUCAGAACGAUGAUUCAGGAGGCAAUAAGCUUAACUUAGGUGCUGCGAUUUAUGCAUCUAGGUUUGCUUCUCAUGCUCUUGGGAAUCUCAGGGCCAAUGCUGCAGCAGCACGCAACUCUAGGUUUCCUCAUAUGUUAUCUUUGUUGCCUCAGAAACCAGCCGAUCCUGACUUUCCUAUAGAAAUAAGGAAUGAGCACUGUUGAAGCCAAUCAGUCUAUGUGAUGUGAUCGCUUGUGAUUUCAAUUAAUUAUGUAACCAGAAAAGUUCUGUCUGUAAAACUUUUGAUAUUUUACUACUUAAAGAAUAUCAAUUAGCUUUGGUGUU